Molecule: messenger RNA, 894 nt
Organism: Penicillium cosmopolitanum
Lineage: Eukaryota; Fungi; Ascomycota; Eurotiomycetes; Eurotiales; Aspergillaceae
Product: aminoacyl-tRNA hydrolase
Exons: 1
Coding region: 1-894 (297 amino acids)
Molecular function (GO): peptidyl-tRNA hydrolase activity
Source: RefSeq, a predicted model, not a curated record
AUGACCAAAGAACAACCGCCAACGAAAACCCACCCCGAAGCGCAACCGCCAGCGCCAGCGCAAUCUCUGCCACAACCACAGAAACCAGAAGCAGAGCCACACACCAGCCCCAACACACCAACAGACAAAACCGCAACCACAAUCACAACCGUACCCAUUACAAUUACCAUGGCCAACCCCCGCCGAGCCCUCUUCAUAGCCUCAAUAGGCAACCAAAAACCCUACCGCACAACCCGCCAUAGCGCAGGCCACAUCCUCCUCGACGCCCUAACACCCCUCCUAAACACCACGCCCGCUCCUCUCCCCUUCACCUCAUACACAACAUGGUACAGCCCGUCAUUCAUGAACGAAUCUGGUCCAAAACUCGUUCGUCAGUUGCAGAGGUGGUUUGAGAAAAUUGACCAGGGCAAAAGCCAAGGCCAGGGUUCGCAGUGGAUUUCUUCGUCUGGGGUUGCUUUGCCUUUGGGUGGAGAUACUACCACUCCUACUUCUGCUGGCGUUGGUGGAGGCAUGCCCGCUACACUGGUAAUCCUCCACGACGAACUCGAACAACCACUCGGCAAAAUCCGCGUGAAGCGCGGCGGACCUGAGGCGUCGAGUCUACGGGGUCAUCGGGGGUUGAUUAGUGUUUGUGAGAGUUUGAGGGGGAAGGGGUUAUAUCCUUCUAAGAGUGGGGUUGCUGGUGGCAGCAACGGGAAGGGGAAAGGUGGUGCUCGGCGAGAUUUGUCGAUUCUGAGGGUUGGCGUCGGUAUUGGGAGGCCGGAGAGUCGGGGGAAGAAUGCUGUUGCGGAUUAUGUUUUGACGGAGAUGGAUGGUAGGGAGAUGGAGGCUGUUAAGAAGGCGGCUGGGCAUGUUGUUGGUGUUUUGGAGGAGGAGACUGUUUUUGAGGGGUGA